GGAACAAUCUAUGAAUCUGGUACUGACACAUGCCUGCCAAUUGAACAAUGCCGGAACCAAAAAAGGUCCUUGGUAGAACUACCGGUUCCCUCAAUGCCCCCAUAGCAGCCUUUACCAUGGCUAUUCUCCUCUGCUCGUACUGCAUCAGUUCGAUCCGCUCUGCGCGUCGCGAGGCGGCGAAUCCUCAUCCAGCUGGCCAGGAUGAUCAUCCGCGUUCGUAUCGGGAACGAUCAUCUGUAUCUCUCCGGUCGGAGUCGUGGGUGCAGCAGGCUCUUGAGGAAAGUAAGGAGGCAGAAAAGAGGAAGAAAGCAUAAGUGCUGUACAUGAAUGAAUUUGCAUUAAUCAAAACAUCCCUACGCCCGGCCUAUUGUCUAUAAGGAGAAAAGGGGUCUGUUCACGGUAUUGGUCAUAUUUGUAUGUCCACAAUGAAUAGAUAAGAAACUGAAGAAAACAUAUGUAUGCUCUGCGUCGAGAGGCAGCGGGCGAAAAGAAAUGCAAAGGUGCAAUGCCCACAGUAAAAGGGGGCUUAGAAAUCUUCUGCAAGAAGAGAAAUAGAAAAAAAAAAAACAAAGCAAAACAAAACAUCUGUAUGUGAUAACAGGUGAUAAACCAGGUGCCCUGGCAAACUACCCUUUGCGCAUCUCAAAGCCUUUACUCAACAAAACAUAAAAGCCCAUCAAAGCAACGCUAUCUAUCCUGUUGAGAAAAUAAAAAGAGCCCUUGGUAAAACGUGUCCCUCUAAGUGCGUCGUAAGGAGUAGUCAAGAUCUUGAUGUUGGGUUUUCGAGGUCCUCGAAUGGAAAUCGUAGAUAGAGGCAAGGAGGUUGCUGACCGUUGAAGUCAACGAGAGGACAUAUAUCAUGGUUCCUCAAAAUCUUGUUCACUAAUCUCCGUCU
Molecule: messenger RNA, 895 nt
Organism: Monascus purpureus
Lineage: Eukaryota; Fungi; Ascomycota; Eurotiomycetes; Eurotiales; Aspergillaceae
Source: the annotation of a GenBank genome assembly